Messenger RNA from Ilyonectria robusta, 846 nucleotides. Its product is annotated as orotidine 5'-phosphate decarboxylase. Bases 1 to 846 code for a protein of 281 amino acids. The record is from RefSeq and is a predicted model, not a curated record. Gene Ontology annotation, molecular function: orotidine-5'-phosphate decarboxylase activity. The transcript is spliced from 2 exons. Gene Ontology annotation, cellular component: cytosol. Gene Ontology annotation, biological process: 'de novo' UMP biosynthetic process; 'de novo' pyrimidine nucleobase biosynthetic process. NCBI's taxonomy places the organism in Eukaryota, Fungi, Ascomycota, Sordariomycetes, Hypocreales, Nectriaceae.
AUGACCUCAAAGUCUUCACUCACUUACUCCACUCGGGCAGUGUUUCAUUCCCAUCCCGUUGCCAGGAAACUCUUCAUGAUUGCCGAAGCGAAAAAGUCUAACCUCAUCAUUUCGGCCGACUUCAACAACACGAACGACCUACUGGAAUGUGCCGAUUUAUUGGGCCCUUAUAUCGCCGUGUUCAAAACACACGUCGACAUCGUUAGUGACUUUAGCGACGCAACGGUUACCGGCCUAAAGUCUCUCGCCGCCAAGCACAACUUUCUCAUUUUUGAGGAUCGCAAAUUUGUCGACAUCGGGAACACAGCGCAAAAGCAAUACCAUGGAGGGGCUCUGAGGAUCUCUGAGUGGGCUGACAUUGUCAAUCUGAGCAUUCUGGGUGGCGAAGGUGUCGUCCAGGCACUGGCACAAACUAUCUCAAGCGACUCCUUCCCAUACCCCCAUCAGAGGGCACUACUUGUCCUUGCUGAGAUGACAACCUCCGGCAGCCUUGCCACCGGUCGCUACACUGAGCUAUGUGUCGAAGCCGCUCGUAAGAACAGCGGGGCUGUAAUGGGAUUUGUGGCAACUCGGUCUCUGGGAGCAGAAGGUCGGGAACAGGGAUGUAAGACCAAUGAAGAUUUCGUUGUCUUCACUACAGGAGUCAACAGGAACCAAAAGGGGGACAAUCUCGGGCAGCGGUACCAAAGCCCCGCGGCCGCUAUCAAAGGUGGCUCUGACUUCAUCAUCGCGGGACGAGGCAUCUACGCCUCUGAUGACCCGGUUGCUACGGCCAAGCUAUACCAGCAGGAAGGCUGGGAGGCGUAUCAAGAGCGGGUUGGAAGAGGGAGCCACUAUACAGUUUAG